Messenger RNA from Dracunculus medinensis (Guinea worm), 261 nucleotides. Lineage: Eukaryota; Metazoa; Nematoda; Chromadorea; Rhabditida; Dracunculidae. The record is from the annotation of a GenBank genome assembly.
AUGGGCGAUUUUGUAUUUUACAGUUUACUUGUUGGAAAAGUAGCAACAAGUCAAAGUGCAAUGUGUAUAAUAGGAGUAAUUGUUGGCAUUCUUGCUGGAUUAAUUAUAACGUUAACAGUUUUAUCAGAAAAUGAUAUAUUAUCACCAGCAUUACCACUUUCAUUAUCACUUGGAUUGGUCAUUCAUUUUUCUAUGGCAUAUUUUGGUGAAAAUUUUUAUAAACAAUUCUUUCAUCAACCAUUUUCUUUUAUUAUUAUUUAA